AUGAAAAUAAUGAAUAUUUAUGUAAUAUUCAUAUACACAUUUAUAUUCGUUAUUCUUAAAUCUUCAAAUUGUUCUGAUCAAUAUCCUGGAUAUUCAACUCCAGAUGAUACAGAAGAUGAAGAUAAUAAUUUUGAUGUAUCACAAUCGGGACACCCUCAUGAACAACAGUAUCAACCACCUACUCCCCAUACCACACAACCACCACCUACACAACCAGAACCUGUAACCUAUCCUGGAAUUCAAUAUCCAGUAUAUCAGCCUCAACCUCAACAACCAUAUCCAGGAUAUCAACCUGUACCUUAUGAACAGUAUCAACCUUAUAUACCAUACCAACCUCCUCAACCAGAUCAACCUUAUCAACCUCCACCUCAGACUACACAACAAAUACUAGUAACUUAUCCUGGAGUUCAAUAUCCAGGAUAUCAGCCUGAACCUUAUCAACAUUAUUAUCCUGAACCAUAUCAACAGUAUCCAGGAUACCAACCACAACCACCUACACACUAUCAACCCACUACUAUACAAUAUCAACCACAACCACCUUAUCAGCCUCCUCAACAACAACCUAUAUUACAACCACAACAACAACCAUAUUAUACUGGAUACAGACCUACACCAACAAGAGAUCCUUCACAACUACAGAAAGAAUAUGAUCAAUUACCAGAUAAAUUAACUUCUGCCACAAAAUAUAAAGAAACAAGACAAAAAGAAUUGGACUUUAUAAAAUUGUAUAAAAAAAGUAAAAAAGGCAAGUUAGUUCUAAUGACUGAAAAUGACUACAGAAAAGUAUUUUCAAAUAUGUUUGUGACUAAAUAUAAACUCAAAUCUGAACUUGAAAUGUUAAUUUGUAACGCUGAUACUGUUUAUAUUCAUAAAACUGGAAACGCAUAUUGUACAUCAAUAACUUAUAACAAAAAGACUAAUUGUUUUAUUUUAACCCGUAAUGAUGGAUUUCUUUAUAUCAAAUUAGAUGAUGGGAGAUGGAGACUAAAAUAUAGAAGUUUUCCAGAUUAUGUUAAACUGUAUACUCAUGAUUCAUAUGGUAAUGAUGUUGAACUUAAUGAUGAAUUUUAUUAUCUAGAACUAACUUCAAAGGGUUCAUUUAAAUAUAGAAUUAAAGAUGAUAUAAGGUGUACUAAAAUCAUAGUUAAACAAAUGUUAGUUUGGAAACAGCGUGAUCUUGAUGAACCAUUUCCUAAUGUAAUAUCUGUUACAAUCAAAAUGAAUGUGGUUCUUCAUUAUGAAAAUUAUGUUAUAAUAUAUGGUAUUGUUAGAAGACAAUUUAAGAGAUUAUACAUUAAACCAAAUAAAGCAGGUUUUAAUGAAUAUUAA
Molecule: messenger RNA, 1329 nt
Organism: Theileria annulata
Lineage: Eukaryota; Apicomplexa; Aconoidasida; Piroplasmida; Theileriidae
Product: Theileria-specific sub-telomeric protein, SVSP family, putative
Exons: 1
Coding region: 1-1329 (442 amino acids)
Source: RefSeq, a predicted model, not a curated record